Molecule: messenger RNA, 1535 nt
Organism: Nymphaea colorata (pocket water lily)
Lineage: Eukaryota; Viridiplantae; Streptophyta; Magnoliopsida; Nymphaeales; Nymphaeaceae
Product: cytochrome P450 94B3-like
Exons: 1
Coding region: 32-1477 (481 amino acids)
Molecular function (GO): oxidoreductase activity, acting on paired donors, with incorporation or reduction of molecular oxygen; monooxygenase activity; heme binding
Source: RefSeq, a predicted model, not a curated record
CAGAGAGAGAGAGAGAGAGAGAGAGAGAGAGAUGUUAGUCGUGGUGGUUAUAUUCUUCGCACUUCUGUUAUACUUUUCUACCUUACGUCCUAGAAGGUCUGUUUAUGGACCACCAUCUUACCCCAUCGUCGGUUGCUUGAUCUCUUUUUACAAGAACCAAAAUCGUCUCCUUGAUUGGUAUACUGAGCUUCUUUCUCGAUCACCAUCUCAGACAAUACUGAUAGAUCGAGUUGGCUCCACUCCAACUAUAAUCACAGCUAACCCUGCCAACGUUGAACACAUAGUCAAGACACAGUUCCAUAACUACCCAAAAGGCAGACCCUUCACUGACACCCUAGGAGAUCUCUUGGGCAGAGGAAUAUUCAAUGUUGAUGGGGAGUUGUGGCAUCAACAGAGGAAGGCAGUGAGCCAUGAAUUCACGACGAGAUCGUUGAGAGACUUGGUGCUAAGAACAAUGGAGACAGAAGCUGAACGGCGGCUUUUGCCUCUGCUGCAGACUGCUUGCACAAACAAGAGGAGCAUCGACCUGCAAGAGGUGUUGAACAGGUUUGCCUUCGACAUUGUCUGCAAGGUCUCCUUUGACAUGGAUCCACAGUCCCUUCUUCCAUCAAUGCCGCCUUGCCAUCUUGCACGUGCAUUUGACAUAGCAACAGCGAUUAGUGCCAGGAGAGCAGCAGAGCCAUUGCAGAUGAUAUGGAAGGCCAAGCGAGCCCUUCGCAUAGGUUCUGAGCAGAGGCUCAGAGAAGCAGUCGACUCACUGCACAAGUCAGUUAUGGAGAUGGUCCAAACAAAGAAAAGUUUGGGUAGUGAGGAUCUCCUGUCAAGGUUGUUGUCUAUCUACAAUAAAGAUGAAAACUUGGCUAGGGAUAUGGUGAUAAACUUUCUCCUAGCAGGAAGGGACACAAUAUCAGCAGCUCUUACAUGGUUCUUCUGGCUCCUAACUCAUCAUCCACAUGUACAGAAAACAAUAACAGAUGAAAUUAGCAGACUUCAAAUUCUUAGUUUUGACACGUUGCAUGAAUUGAAAUUCCUAAAGGCCAGCCUCUGUGAAAGCAUGAGACUUUACCCCCCAAUAGUAUGGGAUUCAAAACAUGCAGAAAAUGAUGACGUCCUCCCAGAUGGCACAUUUGUCCCCCAAGGAAGUAGAGUAACCUACUUUCCCUAUGGGAUGGGAAGAAUGGAGACUUUGUGGGGAAAAGACUGUUUGGAGUUCCGACCGUGGAGAUGGCUCGACCCUUGUUCUGGCAAUGAAGAGGAAGUACCAGUAUCAACAUACAAGUUCCCGAUUUUCCAUGGCGGGCCAAGGCAGUGCCUAGGGAAGGAUAUGGCAUUCAUGGAGAUGAAAUACAUUGUUGCUGUCAUACUGAGCAGGUUUGAACUCAAGCCUAUAAACACUAGCAAGCCACAGCUCAUUCCAUUUCUGACCACUCACAUGGCCGGUGGCUUCCAUGUAUUAGUUAAAGGAAAGAAGGUCUAAUCUUGACUUUGAAGCUUAUUAGUAUAACACAUUCAAGAGCUUUCCCCAUUAUUCAGAU